AUGGAAGAAAACAUGGGAAACUCAGCACCAAAUCAGCAUGCACUGCUGUCAGUGUCCCAAACAGGCGGCAUUGCCAUCCACAACACAAUGGCAGGUUUGUGUACUCCAAGCCUGUACCGAUCAGACUUGCUAGAGGCGGCAAUUGAUUCACCGACCCCUGUGGACACGACCGUUGACCUGUUGAGCUGGAAAAUGGGUCGAGCCAAUUUUACCAACGAGCCAGACGGCGCCAGGGUUGCAGAUUUUGACACGGAAGACAGUUCUAGUGAGACAAGUUCGGUAUUUUCAAGCAGCAACUUUGAAGGCAUGGACUUCCUACUGCCCAAAGCUGGCGGAAGCAAUAACGACGGAAAUACGCAAGCUACCGGCGCGCUCGCCAGACUUCAACACGCACCUUUGAUAGAUGCCAGUUUCAUCUCCAGUCAUGGUGGAAGUCUUCUUCCACAAUACGGCCUGCUUGGUUCGCAUAUGGAGGCCAGGGGUGCUGAGUCUAAGCUCCUCCUGAACACCAAUGUCCCAUUCUCGAUGUUCGUAUGCGGAGUCCAAGGAAGUGGGAAGUCCCACACAACAUCCUGCAUCCUCGAGAACUCUUUGAUCCGCUCAAAACAUCUUGGGAAGCUUCAGAAGCCUCUUUCUGCCCUCGUUUUCAAUUUCGCUCAAUUUAGCGGUGACGGCGUCGGGUUCACUGUCAGCGAGGCGGCAUUUCUGGCUUCAACCGAUUCCAGACUGCCUGGAGGAGCGCAUGUGAAGAAAGUGCAAGUGUUGGUCUCGCCCUCCAAUUUUCUGCGCAUCUCAAAACUCUACACUCGACUUCCCAACGUUCUGGUCACGCCGUUUAAAUUGAACCCCCAGGACCUGGAUAUCGACACAAUGCUCACUCUGAUGAACGUUGGCGAAUCAGAGGGAACACCUCUCUACAUGGCGCAAGUGACGCAAAUUCUUCGCGAGAUGUCUACAGCGGGAGGGCCAUUCAACUAUCGAGCGUUCAAGAGGCACCUGAAGGGGAAGGACUUCAAUCCUGCGCAGACCAGCAUGCUACAAAUGCGUUUGGGCCUGCUUGAAUCGUUCCUGGACAUGGACGGAGGUACUGUCGAGCCCCACUUCCAGCCUGGCGAGAUUACAAUCAUGGACAUGUCGUGCCCAUUUGUCAAUGCCAACACGGCGUGUAUCCUUUUCAAGAUCGGGCUCAAGCGGUAUCUGCAGUCCAAAACGAGCGGGAAGAUGAUUGUGUUAGAUGAAGCACACAAGUACAUGCUCAAAGUGCCGGGCGCAAAGGCCCUGACCGAAACUCUCCUCCAGACGGUCCGUCUCCAGCGGCAUUACGGUGCACGCGUCAUCAUUUCAACCCAGGAACCUACACUCUUGACAGACCUCAUCGCCCUCUGCUCGGUCACAGUGAUCCAUCGUUUCUCUAGUCCGGAGUGGUUGUCAGCUAUCAAACGUCAUAUACCCACUGCGGCGGAGGGUCGUGAAGAUCUGAUGUUGAAGAUUGAGGGGUUGAGGACAGGGGAAGCGUUGGUGUAUUCACCGAAUGCUGUGCUUGGACGCGACGAUAGUGGGGACUUGAUCACUGGUACAAGCAGGUUCAUCAAGGUUAGAAUUAGGAGGAGGAUCACGAGCGAUGGAGGGCAAUCUAUGCUAGCAGUCUAA
Messenger RNA from Parastagonospora nodorum SN15, 1650 nucleotides. RefSeq lists its product as hypothetical. Lineage: Eukaryota; Fungi; Ascomycota; Dothideomycetes; Pleosporales; Phaeosphaeriaceae. The record is from RefSeq and is a predicted model, not a curated record. Bases 1 to 1650 code for a protein of 549 amino acids. The transcript has 2 exons.